AUGCCAUGGCCGAGCGAGCGAGUGACAUUCGGCCAAGCCGGGGGUCUCAAGGGGCAGAAGGGGCCUCUGAGUUUGCCCGGCAUGCCCCAAUGGCCAGGGCAGGAGCGGCUUCUGAUGGUCCAGAGCUUCCACCGCGUGUGGUGCUUCCCCGCCGGCAAACUUGAGGAGGGCGAGGAGGAGGUCGACUGUGCGGUGCGGGAGGUCCAAGAGGAGAUCGGGAUAGACAUCGCGGAUCGCAUCAAUGAAAGGCAGUUCGUGAAGUCCAUCAUCACGGACAAGCAGCAGCGCGCCAUUCCCGUGAAGUUGUUUAUCAUCACGGGCAUUCCCGAGAAGUCGAGCUUCAAGCCCCGCGUGAAGCAGGAGAUCGAGAAGAUCGCCUGGAUCCGGGUCUCCAAGUUGCCGGGCUGGGGCUCGGAGGCCACCAACCUGCGCUUCCUGCAGAUGGGAAGCCUUGUGCCGGAGCUGAAGCGCUGGCUGUCGCGCGGACCCGAGGAGGUGGAGGCGGAUGCGCCUCUGGCCUGGCUGCACCUCGGCCGGGCCUUGGACGCCUUCGACCGCGAGUGGAGCGGGGAAAAAAGGCAAGCGGAGCGUGGCGCGGAGGUGCCAAAUGGCUGUGACAAGCAAAACCCGGUUUGA
Messenger RNA from Effrenium voratum, 636 nucleotides. The record is from the annotation of a GenBank genome assembly. Lineage: Eukaryota; Dinophyceae; Suessiales; Symbiodiniaceae.